AUGGGCAAAGCACAGAAAAAGCGCGCUGUGAGGCGGCAUAACCCUGUACGCGUGCCCGACUCGCAUUUACCAAAAGGCCUGGAAGCAGCAGCGGCGACAUCAGCCCACAAGGACGCUGUAUUGCCUACAAUCCAAAAGCUGGAAAGCGUUGAUGCCCUAGAACGAACUUGGGCAUGCUCUGCAGUCUCCAAUCUCAUCCAAAAUGAUCCGUCAACGCGACGCCUGCUGCAAGGCAAGAACAUUGUUGGUGUGCUUAUAACACGCCUAUCAGACAGUGUGGAGGAAGUCGUAGUAGAAGCAUCUGGCGCCUUAAGGAAUCUUUGUAUAGAUGGUGGAUAUGAUAUCUGUGCAGAGAUGUAUAACAAAAAUAUUCUUGCUCCUCUGCAGACGUUUAUUCCGAAGAUUUCCACUGCUCUUCAUCAUAUUGUCACGUCCCCAAAAUCCGCACCAGAAAGCGCAUCCAGACUCGUCUACGAACUUGCUGAGAAUGUCAUAACAUUACUAUGGUGUCUAUCAGAGACGUCGAACAAAGCUCUAAAUGCUAUUAACGCGAUUCAUCUUAUCCCAUUCCUCAUGGCGUUCCUCGAGAAUCGCAACAAGCUACCUUCAAGAACAGUCGCUGCAGCAGCUCAGUGCCUGUACGUACUAACAGAUGAUAACCCACCCGCGAUCGACGAACUUCGUUCUAACUCCUCAUACACCUCUUGCAUCUUGUCCGUCUCGCAAGGCGAUUCUCUGCCUAAUUCAGCAUCCGCAGAAGUAAAAGAACUUGCCGAGGUUAGACUCGAUACCCUCAAGCUCCUCGCAGCAGGCAUCCUACGGAAUAUCCAACCCAUACCAGCACCUUCAGCUGCUUCUGUGGUUGACAUUGAUAGGACCGUCAUCCUUCCUCUCGUCUUACCGAUCUUGUCUUCAAUCUCAUUGAAAGAAGCAUCGGAACGUGUGACGGAACUUGUUCAAGGGAUAGAUGAAGAGCCAAAUGUCGACAGGAAUAAGACUUCAUUGAAGAAUGCGCCUAAAUCGGAUCACAAAAGUCCCUCAGAGAGGGAAUUGGAGGGGAUCGAGGCGAAGUUGAGGAAUGUCCAGUUGGGUUUGGAGAUAUUGACGGGUAUUUGUGCGACUUUGCCUGAUCCUGAACCUGCAUCGGAAGAAGGGGAUGACGAAGACGAAGAUGUGGAUAUUGACGAAGACGAAAACGGUGAUGAUAUUGACGGGGAUGAAGAAGCGAACGGCAAAGAUGUAGAGAUGGACAUUUCCGAUCCCGAAGGCGAAGUUGAACCAAAACCAAACGGCACCUCUAUCUCCGCAACCUCUUUUCUCCCGUCAAUCCUUCCAUCUCUCCUACCCCUCAUUCAUCCAACUCCACUGUCCUUCCCACCUCUCCCAUCGACCACAAGUUCCGCAUCCACGGCUGCUCAACAAAAGGUGCCUACGCACUUGCCAACAACGUCCGCCCUCAGCGCCAUCCACAUUAGCGCGCUCGAGUGCUUGAACAAUGCCUGUCUUGCGCUGUCCCUUGCACAAGAAGAGCAGCAAGGUGGCAGCGCAGGAACGAGAGAACUUAGGGCGGACGUCGAGGAUGGUCGGCAAUUAUGGGAUGCUCUGUGGUCUGCUUUGAGUAUCGUAGGACUAGAAGGCGGACGGGGGCAAGAACGUAGGCGCGAGAUUUGGGAAGUUGCUGUCGGCGUUAUGUGGGGCGUUGGUGGAAUAUGGAAAGGCUGCAUCGAACCAAAGGAAGAACAAAUCACACUCCUUAUCCAACUCUGCUCCGCAUCUCAAGAUGCACAGAUCAAAGUCAAAUGCAUCGGCGCACUUGAGUCUCUUGCAAUAUACCAAACGCUAAACUCAGCAAACGCGAAAUUUAUCGAAGCGAACCGAGUCAUCUCAAACUACCUCCUCUCACUUCUCUCUCCUCCCACCUCUACCUCUACACCUUCGCAAACUCAAAAUCAGGUUUCCCCUGAACCAAUCUUCCAAGCAGCGUCUUCAAUAAUCGAUAUCUACUCAGACGAAAUUUCACCCUACGACGUCAACUUCCGUCAGCACAACUGCCUCCAAUCUCUCGCUAACGCUAUCCCCAACGUACGCCGUGCCGUACGCAGUGUGGACAAGAAGAAAGAAGGAGGAAGAGAGUUGAGAGCGCGUGGAGAGGAAGUGCUUGAGAACUUAAGGGCAUUUGUUAAGUAUAGGAGGGAGCUUAAGCUAUAGGCUGGAAAACGAAGGAUGACGGGUACAUUGGACAUGUCAGCAUGUGUAUGUUAGGGAGACAGAAAUAUAAAUGAUUAAACAACC
Molecule: messenger RNA, 2292 nt
Organism: Fomitiporia mediterranea MF3/22
Lineage: Eukaryota; Fungi; Basidiomycota; Agaricomycetes; Hymenochaetales; Hymenochaetaceae
Exons: 8
Coding region: 1-2208 (735 amino acids)
Biological process (GO): ribosomal large subunit biogenesis; protein import into nucleus
Source: RefSeq, a predicted model, not a curated record